AUGUCGUUCCUGGCGGAGAUCUUCUGGUUGGGCGCCGCCGUGUGCUACUCUGUCAUCUCUGCGUGGGGACCGUGCUCCGCGUUGGAGAUGUUAUGGUUUGGCAACGUCGAGUGCUACUUCGUCUUCUUCGCCUUUAGAUUGUGCUCUGAGGUCGAGAUCUUGUGGUUUGGCACCGUCGAGUGCUACUUCGUCUUCUUCGCCUUUAGAUUGUGCUCUGAGGCGGAGAUCUUGUGGUUUGGCACCGUCGAGUGCUACUUCGUCUUCUUCGCCUUUAGAUUGUGCUCUGAGGCGGAGAUCUUGUGGUUUGGCACCGUUGGGUGCUACUGUGUCUUCUUCGCCUUUAGAUUGUGCUCUGAGGCGGAGAUCUUGUGGUUUGGUUUCAUCGUAUGUCGCUGUUACGUCCUGCACAACUGCGUGCUCUACAACUUUCUCUUUGAGGGCUGCGUCUGCAACGACUCCCGUGGCAACCUCGAUCUCUGCAAUACGACCACCUCGUUUGCCGAGUCAAUGACGACGCCGCUCACACCAGCAUCCUCCCAAAGUAUGCCGGCGAGGUUCUCAGCAUGCACAUGCGCAUCCUUUACAAGUACAUCUUCAACGGCAUCAUCUUUCACCAUGCACGACCACACUCUCUACCAAGGCAUGCUCUAUGACGAGAUGUACUAUACAACCGCAACUUCUACGGCGACGUCUUGUGCAGCCCCUUUCUGUGAUUAUGUUGUGCACGGCAACCCGCUCUACGGCAUCACUUUGGACGACGGCAUCCUUUGUGGCAACACCUUCUUCUACCACAUCCUCUUCAUCAACAUUGCUGAUGGCUACCCCUUCUACAUCCGCAUCAGCAGCAGCGCUGACGACGACACCUUCUACAUCCGUAUCGACUACCACGUCCUCUACAUCAACGUCUUCGCCGACGGCAUCUUCUGCAUCAACAUCGUCAGCUUCCGCAUCCUUUACAUUGACAUUCUCGAUGGCCACACGCUCUACAACAACACCACCAUCCACUACAUCCUCUACAUCAACAUCGUCGGCGUCGCGGACUACCACAUCCUCUACAUCAACACCGCCGUCUACCACAUCCUCUACAUCAACAUCGUCGGGUACCACAUGCUCUACAUCAUCGUCGCCGACUCCCACAUCCUCUACAUCAACACCCCCGUCUACCACAUCCUCUACAUCAAGACCGACGUCUACCACAUCCUCUACAUCAACAUCGUCGGGUACCACAUGCUCUACAUCAUCGUCGCCGGCUCCCACAUCCUCUACACCAACACCGCCGUCUACCGCAUCCUCUACAUCAACAUCGUCGGGUACCACAUGCUCUACGUCAGCGUCGCCGACUACCACACCUGCUUCCUCCGCGGCGUCGACCACCAUAUCCUCUACAUCAACAUGUUCGCCGACGGCAUCUUCUACAUCAACCUCGUCGACUACCACAGCCUCUGCAUCAGCAUUUUGAAUGAUACCAACAUCAUUGCGGACCUUAUCUUAUACAUCAAAAUGCUCGAGGACCCCAUCUUCUAUAUGAGCAUCGUCUACUACCACACCGUCUACAUUAACAUUGCUGACGGCGACUACCUCUACGUCCACAUCAUCGACUAUCACGUCCGUCUAUGUCAACAUGUUCGCCGACCACAUCUUCAACGUCAACCUCUCCGACCACCGCGCCACAUCAACAUGACUGAUUACCACAUCUUCCAAGUCAGCAUCUUGAGCUACCACAUCUUCUACAUCAUCAUCGUCGGUUACUACAUCCUCUGCGCCAUCAUCGUCGAUAUCCACAUCUUCUACGACCACAUCUUGUACGACCACAGCGUCUUCGACUACAUCGUCUACGACUACGUCUUCCACUACGAAAGUUUCCACAACUAUGCUUGUUACGACCACAUCACUUACGAUUACGUCAUCUACGACCGCAUCCUUUGCAGCAGCACUGCUUACCGUGACGCCUUCUACCGGAACGUCCUGCGUGGGAUCCUCUAUAACAAUAUGCUCGACUUCCUCGAUAAGCGCUUUGCGGACGGCAACAGCCUUCACCACAGCUUCUACAGACUUAUCUUCCUUCGCAUCCUUCACAGCUGCACCCUCUGCGGUCACAUCGUCUACUAUGCUCACAACAACUGCGUCCUCUACAACGGUGCCUUGCACUUCCACGUCUUCUACAACAACACGCUCGAGGAGUACGCUGCACCCUCCUUGACAACGUUUCCACGGCUACAACCUCUUUGGAUCUUUGACGACAUCACGAACGACGGCGGCCACUACGACCACCUUCCCCACCACAGCAUCAUGGGUCACGAAGUCGUCCAUGUUCACGCCCGGCCCAUGCUCCCAAAGUACAAUAGCACGCUCCACACGUACACUCAGCUCGACAUCUACAACGUCCACACCGCCGGUUACCAGUGUGACGACAGCAUCAUCGUGGAGCUCCUCUACCGCGAUGGUGUCUACAAUGUCGCUGCUAUCUGCCUGUACUUUGGCGCCCUCAACAUCGGUAUCUUGGAUUCCGAAGUCUAUGUCAAGCACCCGAACAUCAAGACCCAAUCAUGGGCGCGUCAAUGUCGAUGA
Symbiodinium sp. CCMP2592 is the source of this 2568-nucleotide messenger RNA. The record is from the annotation of a GenBank genome assembly. Lineage: Eukaryota; Dinophyceae; Suessiales; Symbiodiniaceae.